GUCAGUGCCACCUCCCGUCAGCUGCACUGCACUGCACAGCCAUGGAAAUCCAGCUGGAAAACCGGGAUUGCAUCACCCAACCCUUCCCCUCGGAAAAAAUCCCGAGCCACCCCUCCAGCCCACAGCAGCAGGGAGGAUUUCACCCUCCGUCAUUACAGAAUAUAUUUUAUUUAUGGAAUUUUACAAAUAUCUGUACACUCCACGUGACAUCUUUAAGUUAACGCUCCUCGUUUUCGGCGCGUCCUCUCCUCCAACACCUGAGUUAGAAUUGAAAUACUGAGAUGGAACUGGAGCUUCCAAGGGGAAGGAGAGACGGAUGAAAAUCCACAAGGAGCUGGGUUUGGGUGGGUUCCCAUCCCUUUUCCCAUCCCUUUUCCCACUGGCAGUGCCAGCCUGCCCAGCCUGGGAACAGGAGCUCUCAUUCCUCCCCAUCCCAAAUCUCCAGGCUGCAGAUUUCUCAGCAAUCAGGGAUAAAUAGGAUUCCCAUAAAAUCUGAGGAAGCCAAGCCCUGCUCUCUGUCACCUCCAGAGGGGACAAACCCCCCAAUUUCCCCCUGUCCUCCCCUCAGCCCUGCCAGCCACACGGUGAUUCCUUGAGAGAGAGGAGAGGGCGGCUGUGCCAAUGAAAGGACUCAGAUUUUCCACAUCGAGUCAGCCAGCUCUCUCAAGCAAGGAAAAUGUUUCCAGAGCCACUUUCAUCCUGGAAUCAGCAGCACAGGGAAUGCCUGCAAGGUGCUGAACGAUGGCCCAAGCCACACUGCUCUGUCCCCACAGGGAAAGGUGACUUGUGGUGACAAUCCUCAAGAGACACCACCCAGCACAGAGCAGAGCCCGUCCCUCCUUGAGGAUCUCCUCAGGAAUCACCCAAGGACUGUGUGGCACCUUCAGGUGAAGGGUGGCCCCAAAAAGGCUCCUCUGGAAGUUCAUAUUUAGGUCUGGGGUGCAGGACAAAGCCAAGAGCCAGCUGAGGGGACAAAGCUCAGAGUAGAAAAGCCACCGAGAGGGCAGGUGAUGAUCCAUGAGGAUCCUGGCAGUUGGUGACAGCUGUUGGGAGCUCGGGAAGGACAUCAGCCAGCUGGGAGUUCAGGGAUUACAGGAAGGACAUCAGCCAGCUGGGAAUUCAGGGAUUGCAGGAAGGACAUCAGCCAGCUGGGAAUUCAGGGAUUACAGGAAGGACAUCAGCCAGCUGGGAAUUCAGGGAUUGCAGGAGGGACAUCAGCCAGCUGGGAAUUCAGGGAUUACAGGAAGGACAUCAGCCAGCUCAGGGAUUACAGAAAGGACAUCAAACAGCUGGGAGUUCAGGGAUUACAGGAAGGACAUCAGCCAGCUGGGAAUUCAGGGAUUACAGGAAGGACAUCAGCCAGCUGGGAGUUCAGGGAUUACAGGAAGGACAUCACCCAGCUGGGAAUUCAGGGAUUACAGGAAGGACAUCAGCCAGCUGGGAGUUCAGGGAUUGCAGGAAGGACAUCACCCAGCUGGGAGUUCAGGGAUUACAGGAAGGACAUCAGCCAGCUGGGAAUUCAGGGAUUGCAGGAAGGACAUCACCCAGCUGGGAAUUCAGGGAUUACAGGAAGGACAUCAGCCAGCUGGGAGUUCAGGGAUUACAGGAAGGACAUCAGCCAGCUGGGAAUUCAGGGAUUACAGGAAGGACAUCACCCAGCUGGGAAUUCAGGGAUUACAGGAAGGACAUCAGCCAGCUGGGAGUUCAGGGAUUACAGGAAGGACAUCAGCCAGCUGGGAAUUCAGGGAUUACAGCAACACUGCCAGGGGUGCUGAGGUCCCUCUGAAUAACUCAGGGAGUUUGCUUUGCUCAGGGAGGGAAGGGAAGGUGUGGGAGGCUCAGCUCCAGCACGGUGCCACCACCCUGUCCCACCCCACACAGGUGCUGAGGGAAGGAACACCCUCCACAAACAAUUCCAAAGCACCUGCAGCUCUCCUCCAUCCCAACCCACGAGGAUUCUCCUGAAUCCACACGGCCACAAGCUCACACCAGGCACAGGAUGAGGGGUCUAGGGGUAAAAGGUGCAGGGGAACCUCAAGCAACACGGGUGGGGUGGGCAACCUUAUCAAUAUGAUAAUAAUGAAUUCACCUAGUGAAUCUGGGGAACGCCAGCCUGGAGGCAGAGCUGGGAAGUGCCUGGAGCACCCUGCUCUGGCUCCUCCCUAAGGCUGGGAACACACAACCUAAAGAGGUUCACAGUCUUGAGUUUUGCUUUUAAAAACAGCCCCCCCCACCCCACCCUGACCCUCAGCACUGUUUAAAAACUGGUGGCUGCUCCUGGGUGUCACCAUGAGCUUGGACACAACCUGAGGAAAAUUUCCUGGGCUGGAGCAGGGCUCUGCUCCCAUCCCCUUCUCACCAGCUGGGAUUUACCCCUGAUUCCAUGGAUUGAAGGGGGUCAGGGCAUCCUGGCAGGCUUCUCCCAGCAGCCCAAGCAUCACUCCAACCCGGUUUAGUGUCCUGACACCCAAAAUGUGCUUUAAAACCCCUGCCCUCUUCACCCUGCUCUUGCCAGGGCUGAAAGGGAGCGAAGCAGCUGCAUGGUGGUGCCAUGGUGAACCUCCUCAUCCUCAGAGAGCACAGCUCUGAGGGCUGGCUGCUGGGGAACGCUCUGGGAAGGGUCUGUCCCCAUCUGUCCCCUGACCCAGAGGGGUCAGGACAGCGCCAUGUCCCAUGGGAACAUUCCCAGCACAACGAGAGGAGCAGCUCCUGCCUCCCCGUUCCAUCCUUCCUGGGAGAGGUGAGGAGAGGAGGGAUGUGACACUGGAAAAAGUCAGGUCAGUCCUGUGGGAAGGGGAAUUCCACUCCCCUCAGCUUUAAACCAGAAACAAAAUCCAUGGAAUAGCUUUCAGAGCAAUGUCUCUCCUGUAGUGUGACGUCAGUGCCCGCACAGGUACCGUCGUAUGUUUGCAGCAGGAAAGAAAAAAAAAAAAAGAAAAAAAUACCCCAAAAAAACCUUUCCCCCCCCCCCAAAAAAAAAAACAGGGAAAAAUUGGAUCAGGGCUGCAGCUUGGGCUGGUCCUACCCUAUCUGGAUCUGCCCUGAGUACAUGGUGAGCAGCACCAUGAUGGUGAAGCCCGUGAGCAG
This is a messenger RNA of Catharus ustulatus (Swainson's thrush), 3087 nucleotides long. RefSeq lists its product as uncharacterized. The transcript has 3 exons. Bases 1018 to 1965 code for a protein of 315 amino acids. The record is from RefSeq and is a predicted model, not a curated record. NCBI's taxonomy places the organism in Eukaryota, Metazoa, Chordata, Aves, Passeriformes, Turdidae.